UCUGGGUGUGGAGGUUUGUCUGGCAUUGCAGCCGCUCAUAUGGGGUUUAAAGAGGUAAUCCUGACCGAUGUGGAAGAGUGCCUGGAGACCCUUGCAAGCAACGUCAGAGCCAACUGUCCAGCUAAGGACUUUGAGGUCGUAGUCAACUUUCCUAAUCAGGCUAUUGGGAUCACUGGCUAUGGUGAAAUUCCUCCGCCGCGGACUUCAUCUCUUUCGUCUCCACGUGUCACUUCCAACCCCAAGCAAGAACCUAGUGCAUCAACAACAGCACCUGUAGCUAUUGGAACUCCAGCUGCUGUACCAGAUGGGCCUGAAUCUGGACUUAGAAAUCGAACUUCAUCUGUACCUGAUGGAGCAGCAUCUGUACCUGAUGGACUGGGUGUGGAUCAUGUUGGUGGCGAGAAGGGACCAAUCUCUGGGAGUGGGACAAGCCUGGGGAAGGAAGGGACUGCUUGGUCUGCUACUGCUGAAGAAAAGAACUUGGCCUCAGUUUGUGCAUCAGCAGUCGAUGAAUCUGAUGAUGAUGAUGAUGACGGUGAUGAUAGACUUGGCGAGAUGGAAACGAAGAACCCUAAGCUGAUCGAACCCAGGAAUAAUGUUGGGUUGUGUAAUGGGUGCAAGAGUGGCGGCGGAAUCAGCGAUGGGCUAGCGGUCAGAGAGAAGACAGUGUCUGAUGUCAGAACCGAGCGGACAGUUGUCAGAGUGGAAGAGCUCGACUGGUACCGUGGCGUGGACCAUGUGAAGCCCCCCUUUGACUACAUCAUUGCAUCGGAUGUGGUCUACAGUGUAAGUGCAGACACUCUCCGCUAGGACUUUCCUGAAUGCAUCUGAACUGAAAUAUGGGCACAUUCAUUCAAAACGAAUCAUGCUCUGAGUGUUCGACUAAGGGAAGAGUCACACGAAG
Messenger RNA from Chara braunii, 904 nucleotides. The record is from the annotation of a GenBank genome assembly. Lineage: Eukaryota; Viridiplantae; Streptophyta; Charophyceae; Charales; Characeae.